CUGUCAUGUGUCCCUGAUGAAUGUCAAGAUUUCCCAUUAACAAAUGCAUUAUGUUGUUGGCUGAUUAGUCACAAUAAACUCACCCAGUUUAUUUCGUAUCAACUAAAAACCCAUUUGAAAAUGUUAUAAUAGUAUGUUGGUUUAGCUUAACAUGUACUCAGUCAAAUAUGUAACACAAACAGUGUUAGGAAAGACACAAUUGCACUGAGACUGAUUGUUGGUGAUUGGGUUUGUUACUUCUUCUUCAGACAUUGUUUCCAUAGAUUUAUUAUUUGCUCACUGAGGAAAAUAUAUUUUAAUUAUAUACUGUCAGAAUAACAGCAUUUACAAUGGAUUUCCAACAGUGUCAAUAGCUUUCAGAUUAGGCUUGAUCCAUUCAACAGAUAGUCAGUGAAUAGUGUCUCAAGCAGUGUCCACAUGGAAGCAGAGUUAAAACAAAUCCAUGAACACUUUACAGAAUUUUAUUGUCAGACCAGUGAGUUUUUGGCUCGUAGCCCUCAUCAAUAUAAUUAACGAGAGAGAUUCCACGAGCCCUAAAACGAGUAUAAAGUACCUUAAAUUACUGUGUGGCAGCUGGUUGGUCACUCUUUUUUUGGUACAAUAUGCACAAUAUCAACUGUGAUACAAGAACCUUGAAAUGUUUCAUACUUUAUUUCCCGGCUGAGGCCCUGUUCUGGAAAGGAGCCAAUAUUGUGCUCACAAAUGGGAUGUCACUUAUUUGUGAAUGUAUUUGUCCAAUGCUAUAGAUAAUGCACCAUAAUGAGAUGAUGAAAACUCAGCUGCUAAUUUUUGCCUGUUGAACACCAGCAUGUCCAUAAUCCCGCCAUGGUUGGUUGUGGUGAUGUUGAUCAGAGGGGAAGAUAAUAAUAAAUUACAUAUUGUGUACAUGAAGUUACAAUUCACCCCGGAUACGUGACCAGAUAAGGUGUGCACGUGUAAUAAUGCAAAUGCAAGUGAAUUCUAGAUGGUGGGUAGCACACGUCCAGAAAUGCCACACAAAUUCGUGAAUGGUAAACUGACUUUUAUUUUGUAAGAGGACGCUUUCAAUGACUUCCUCCCCCGUGUCACGUGACCUCGCCCUCGCCUGGAUACCAGAAAGCGUCGCUCCGUGGUCGCUACGGAGAGACGGAUGGGUCUGUUGUAGUUUAAAGGCACUUCGGCGGUGUUUCCCCACGCAGUUACGACAACGUACGGGCAUGGCAGUCUGCGGGAAGCGCUGUUCGGUCGUUGCAACAGCGACUUUACCAAGUUCUAACGUGUGUACAACCACGUUUUGGUGCUGCUAGUACGUUAUCUUGACAUGACCGAUACAGAUUAGUUAGCAUGCUAGUGAGCUAGCCUCAGCCUCAGGCUCGCACAGCGACCACCCCUGCCGCGCACAGUGUGGCUGCAGGAUCCGAGCAGACAUGGGCAAACUACAAAGCAAGUUUCGCAAGAGGUCUGACCUCUACAGGGCAUCUCAGGGGGAGAAGGUAGAUAAUACCUUUGACAGUCAGGUGGUGCAGUAUGAACCUGCCCAUCAUGGCUCCAUCAGCACUGUCACAAAUCUUAGCCCAGAUUUGUGUGUUUCUGGUGGGAGUGACCAGGCUGUUGUGGUGUACGACUGGAAACAAGGCCGGAUGUGUCAGUCCUUCCAGGGACACAACCGUGAGGUUACCAAGGUGAUGUGCUAUCCAGGCAGCACGUGGAUCUUUAGUGCCUCACGGGACAAGACUGUUCUGAUGUGGGACCUAAACCAGGGAGACGAACCUAUUCAGGAAUUCUGUGGGCAUGAAUUGGUGGUCAAUGGACUAGCCAUCAGCCCUGAGGGGAGAAAGCUGUGCACCGGUUCUCGUGACAACUGGAUGUGCCUGUGGGAUAUAGAAUCUGCUAAAUGUGAACAGAGAACCAACAUUUCUAGAAACCUGGUGACUCAUGUGUGCUGGGUGCCGAGCAGCUCCUCUCUAGUCCAGACCUCUGAAGAUAAGACCAUAAGGGUGUGGGACAGCCGUACGUGGCAGGUGACCAAUACUUUUCCAGCCAAGCAGUACAUCCAGACCCACUGUGAUGUUUCUCCAAACGGAAACUACUUGGUGUCCAGCAGCAACGGCUUCGGGGGCCAAGGCUGUGAGGCCACGCUGUGGGACCUGCGUCAGCCCGGCUGCAAGGUCGUCGAGUACAGAGGUCACCUCCAGACCGCCGCCUGCUGCAUGUUUCUGCCGACGCCUCCUGAUGGAGCAGCUCAGGUUGCGACGUCCUCCCAUGACGGCUCCGUCAAAAUCUGGGAUCAGAACUCAGCAGUGUGCUUAGGGACGCUGUGUCUGGACGGUGCUGGUCCCCUGGUUAGCCUGGCUCCCACUGACUCCACCAACCUGCUGUGCGCCAGCUUCAACAACGGCCUCCAUCAUAUCCAGCUGGGCCACCAGGCUCCGGUUUUUGGGGCGGAGUCAGGCAUGGAAAUAAAAGUCGUGUCACGCUUCUGACGGCUCGAAGUUCGCCGCGUGUGACUCGCAGCGCUCACGUGUGAGGGGCCGGCUACUCCCAUCCCUCUAUGAGGAUGUCUUGUCAGUUCUUUUAAACAUUUCUACUGACAUUUUUGCUUUUACUAGACUUCCACGCAUCAAAGUGACGGAAGAGAUCAGCGAGGUAAGGAGACGUGUAUUGAGGGUGCAAAGCCUCCUGGAAGCCCAUCAGAGCUGCUGUACAUCAUGUUGCCCCUUAAACAGAAUGUUGAGGCUUUAAUCGCUGCUUUCACGGAUCAGAGCCGAGUGACUGUGGACUGCUCGGGCCGGGUGGAUUACUGGUGCCGGUUGAUCCUGAGUGUUGUUGACGCACUUUCCCAGCAGGAAGAUCGGCUGGAUAACAACACAGAGUAAUGGAGUAUAUGUGUACGUUGACAAUAAUCUAACAGUUGAUUAGUUUGUUCUGUAGCUUUAACCUUCGUGUUAGACCAAAUGAGGACCUACGACACAAGACUGUACAAACACCAGCUUGGUUUUUAGGUAGAAUUUAUUUUAUAAUGUUUUUUUAAAGAUACAGAGGUUUUGUUUUUUUAACUGAAGCUGCCGAGCUCAUGUUGUUGUCGUACUAUGCAAAAAAAACCGAGUAAUUCCCUCAGUAUUGUUCGAAUGAACAAAUGAGAUUAGAAUAUAUUGCAAAUACAAAAAAAGCUGCUCUUUGAGCCAUAAACCUAAAACACGCCACCAUGAAAUGGAUUUAGGCUUUAGUGUUGGUACUGUGCUUUUCCCAAAAUGGCGAGCUACUUGGUUAUUAACUAUAAAAGUCUCAAUUGUUUACUGAUUACUUUGUUUCAGCAUUUUGAAAUUGACAGUUUUCUAUUUGUUUGCGGAGAUCCGAUUAGAAUCUGUCACAAAGACACUUGUUAACACAUCCAGCUGUGAUGAGAGGAUUUGUCUUAUGGUGCUCAGGAAUCCACAUUCUAUUAAGCAUCAUUGUUCUAAACUAGAGAACACCGCAAGCAGCAGGGAACCAAAGGUCAUUACAGAUUUCAUUUCCUGAGAAUUGACUGCUUGGAUAUUGAUCACUACCUAAAUAUACAUUAUAAUUAAGCAAUAAAUCAUUUUAUAAUAUCGAA
Molecule: messenger RNA, 3574 nt
Organism: Gasterosteus aculeatus aculeatus (three-spined stickleback)
Lineage: Eukaryota; Metazoa; Chordata; Actinopteri; Perciformes; Gasterosteidae
Gene: wdr31
Product: WD repeat domain 31
Molecular function (GO): protein binding
Source: RefSeq, a predicted model, not a curated record